Molecule: messenger RNA, 1395 nt
Organism: Penicillium subrubescens
Lineage: Eukaryota; Fungi; Ascomycota; Eurotiomycetes; Eurotiales; Aspergillaceae
Exons: 1
Coding region: 1-1395 (464 amino acids)
Biological process (GO): carbohydrate metabolic process
Molecular function (GO): polygalacturonase activity
Source: RefSeq, a predicted model, not a curated record
AUGCGUUUGUGGCUCCCCUUAGCGUUGGCCACUUUGGCAACAGGUUAUGUUGACCAGAAAGGCAAAACGUGCACGCUAUACCCAGAAUCACUCAAUAAUGAUGGCCAGCCAGUCGACGAUGCACCUUCAAUUCAAAAAGCCUUUGAGCUUUGCGGGACCGAUGGUAAGGUCAUUUUCGCCGCGGACCAUGUAUUCAAUGUCAAUUCGGUGAUGAACACGACCAAUUUAGUGAACUGCGAUGUAUCCCUACGGGGUGAAAUCCGCUUCUCAACAGACAUUCCAUAUUGGCUUUCACACUCCUACUCUGUGGUCUUCCAAAACCAAUCAACAGCGUGGCUGUUCGGCGGUACAAACGUCACUUUUCGAGGCGAAGAGGGUGGCUGGUAUAAUGGCCAGGGUCAGGCCUGGUACACUCAAAACCGUAACCAAAGCAACCAACCUGGUCGGCCUAUUAGCAUCACCUUCUACAAUUCGACAAACCUGCUAGUGGAUGGAUUGACAAUUAUCCAACCGCAGUUCUGGGCAACGUUCGUCUGGCAAAGCAAAAAUGUUUCUAUUACGAACUUUUUCGUCAAUGCUACCAGCGAUGAUGAAUGGAGUACCGUGAAUACCGACGGCUAUGAUUCUUGGAAUAGCGACACAUUGCUUGUUGAGAAUGCGGUUGUCACUAAUAGCGAUGACUGCAUUGCUGUUAAGGGGAACACCACGAAUCUUGUUGUUAGGAACGUUACCUGCCACUGGGGCUUUGGUAUGGCCAUUGGGUCAGUUGGGCAGUAUGCUACAAUGCCCGAUUAUGUUGAGAACGUCACAUUCGAAGAUGUCAAAUGCUAUAAUUGCAUGGAAGCAGCUUUCAUCAAAACGUGGCAGGGCGUUCCGGAAGACGACAGCUCCAACGGCGAUGGUGGAGGAGGUGGCAGUGGGCUGAUCAAGAACGUGGUGUUUCGCAACUUUGAAUUGACCAAUGUUGCUUUGCCUAUUCAGAUCUCCCAGUGCAUUUACACUGAGAAUGGGCAGAACUGCAACACGUCGAAGAUGGCCAUCGAGGAUAUCACAUGGUCCAAUAUCAAAGGCACUUCGCGGUACAAUAUCGCCGCCUCGCUUUAUUGCUCAGACGUGCACCCUUGUCCGGGUAUCAAGUUUGAAAAUGUCGAGAUUCAAUCGGUUAAUCACACCCUGGGGCUGCCCAUGUCUGACACAACAUUACAAGAUGAGGUAUAUCAGUGUACAAAUUUGGUUAAUAGUUCUGGGGUCCCGUGCAAUCGUGCCGCACCCAGUAAUUAUGGACAGGUGGUUACUUCGAACGUGAAAGAUGACGGAAGUAGUGCGGCGGCUUCGAGUGACUCGAUAGUAGCAGCCAAGAAGGAGGAGCAGGAGAAACUUAGCUACCAGCACUAA